Molecule: messenger RNA, 2201 nt
Organism: Physcomitrium patens
Lineage: Eukaryota; Viridiplantae; Streptophyta; Bryopsida; Funariales; Funariaceae
Product: mitochondrial-processing peptidase subunit alpha
Biological process (GO): proteolysis
Cellular component (GO): mitochondrion
Molecular function (GO): metalloendopeptidase activity; metal ion binding
Source: RefSeq, a predicted model, not a curated record
ACGGGUAGUGCGGGCAUUAUGGACCCGGAAUGCAUCCCUGAGACUGGCCCUCUCUUCCUUCCUACCGGACUCCGGCGCGGUGUCGGAACACAGCGCCGCGCAGCGCUCUCGUGAGCGUGGGCGUCGAGGUUGCGUUUGUUGCGAUUGUUGCCACAGUUUGCGAGUCGGAUUCUGGGCACGCGAGGGAAAGGGGGAGGGGGAGUGGGAGUGGGGGCAGAGAUGAGGGGAUCGGCAUUGAGGAAGGCGCGCCUCGCGAAGCUGCUGGCGCAGCGGCAAACGCAGCAGCAGUUUCGCACGAGCGCAUGGCAUCAGGCUGUGCCGAGAACAGAAUCCGCACAGGCCUCGAGCUCCGGAGGUGUCCUUUCGUGGUUCCUCGGCGAACGCUCUACUACUCCUGUGCCUGCAUUGUAUGAGCCGCUGCAAGGCGUGCAUCUGCCUCCUGCCUUGCCUGAAGAUAUCAAGCCCAGCGAUACCAAGGUCACAACCCUAGCCAAUGGGUUGAGAAUCGCGUCGGAGAAUGUCCCUGGACCCACAGCUACGGUGGCUAUUCACAUCGACUCUGGGUCGAAGAACGAGACGCCAUUCUGCACGGGCGCCUCGCAUUUGCUGGAGCGGAUGGCCUUCAAGAGCACCGUCAACCGAUCGCACUUCCGCCUCAUUCGCGAAGUGGAAGCCAUCGGGGCGAAUCUUAUGUCUACUUCUGCCCAGGAGCAGAUGUGCUACUCGGCAGAUGCGAUCAAGACUUUUUUGCCGGAGAUGGUUGAAAUUUUGGUCGACUCUGUGAGAAAUCCUCUGUUUAACGAAUGGGAGGUUCAAGAGCAGCUUGCUAAGUUGAAAGCUGAGACUGCGGGGAUUAUGAGUCAUCCGCACAGCGCGAUUAUGGAGGCUCUUCACUCAGCUGGAUUCGUGGGAGGCUUAGGUCAACCUCUCACUGCACCUGAGUCGUCCUUGAGACGGCUAAACGGUGGUGUUCUUCAUGACUUUGUGAAGGAGAAUUAUACUGCACCUAGAAUCGUUCUGGCAGCCUCGGGUGUGGAACAUGAAGAUCUUCUUUCUCUGGCAGAGCCUCUGUUGGCCGACCUCCCCUCAGUUAACGAGCCUAUCCCUGUGGAGACACAAUAUGUGGGCGGUGACUGGCGGCAAUCCGUUGACUCCUCCCUGACGCAUGUUGCUAUUGCAUUCGAAGUCCCAGGGGGAUGGAGAAAUGAGAAGGAUUCGUGUGCUGUGACGGUUUUGCAAUCUCUUCUAGGAGGAGGAGCGUCUUUCUCUGCUGGUGGUCCUGGAAAGGGAAUGUUCUCUCGACUGUACACGCGGGUUCUGAACAGGCGGGAACAGGUGCAUUCUUGCACAGCCUUUAAUAGUAUCUACAGAGACACUGGCCUUGUCGGUAUCCAUGCUACUUCUUCUGGUGACUACAUUCCCUAUCUCGUGGAUAUCAUGUGUCAAGAAAUCAAUCAGGUUGCAACUCCCGGAGAGGUGACUGAAGCUGAAUUGCAUCGUGCAAAGAACAGCGCUAUUUCAUCAACUCUGAUGAACCUAGAGUCCCGAGUUGUUAUUACGGAAGAUAUUGGCAGUCAAAUUUUGACCUAUGGGCAGCGCAAGCCUGUGGCAAAGUUCAUUCAACGUAUCCAAGCCGUGACCUUGGAAGAUAUCGCUGAAGUUUCUCGCAAGAUUAUCUCCAGCCCACUUACGAUGGCUUCCUGGGGUGAUGUUGUCCAAGUUCCUCGGUACGAUGCUGUCGCAGAACGUUUUGAGAUGUAGAUUCGUUAACCCUCUUGGAAACCCGCCCACAGAUAAAUGGAGAUCUACGUAAAUUCAGACGUAGAAGAUUACAGGGCCUCUGGGAAACCCUGCAUCCAUAAUCGCAGAUAGCGUUGCAAAUGCAAAUGCCGUCUUACAGGUACGAAGGGUUAAUUUUCAGGCUUCAAUUCUGCUGAUCCACCAUUUCUAAUUCUAGACCCACCUCACUCGUGUGGGUGUCGGAAAGAGCUUCUCUUCAAUGCAUGUUAGGCUUCAGGAUGUCUUAAAGCAAUUUUAUGUAUGGAUGUAGUAGACCACGAAGUUGAAUGCUACAAGAAAAUGAUGAUUUGUAGUACAAGUUGAAUCAAUGAUUAAAUAACAUCGCUUCUAGGAAAUAAUUGAAAUUGAAGGCCAAUGAAAUACAACAGUCGUUUGAAUUGUACAUUAUAUUUUUUUCACAA